CUCUCUAUUUGCUGUUGUUUAUCUGAGGAGUGUUUGCGGGUUUUGGAAAGCUGCUCCCGCACCGACAUGGUUGGUUCUGUUUGGGCUUAAUUUCAUGGUUUUUCUUCGUCUUGCUUCUCGCUUUAUCUGAAGAAAAAUGGCGCGUCUGUGUCACGCGGCGCUUCUCCUCGCGGCCUUUGGCGUAAUAGAGGGUAAAUCUGUGCGUCCUCUUCCUGAUUUUGGGACUACUUACCAUGUCAAAGGAGUCAUCUCUCUUCCUUAUGCCGAGAUCGUCGAGCCGUUUCAGGGCUGGUUUGAUUUGGCAUCAAAGUCCAGCAGAAUUGACUACUACCAUGGCCAGGUUUCAACCUACCAACUGGCAUCCCAGCAAGCUUUUGGUGUGGCGUAUAAAAUCACCCCCGAGACCACGGAGACGGAGAAGAACGUGAUGAAGUGCUUCCAGGUUAACGGGACCAAAGAUGAAGCCGUGCAACCACAGGGAACUCUGCCCGACCUGCAGGGCUUUCAGUUCCUGAAGAUGGAGUACCACGGAGGGUCGCUGUGUGAGGUGUGGCAGAAUGUGACCAUCGUGGGGCACAAGAAGAACACGUACACUCUGUGGGUGACAAAGUCUGAGGCCGACAGAAGACGGGGAACGGCGGUUCCCCUCCACUACGAGAUGAUGGGCUACAACACCCUGCUGGGGUCCCACUAUGACAAGUACCUGGUGGACUACAAGGAUUUCAGCACCCAUCUGGACCCCAAAGUCUUCUCUCUGCCUGAAGGCAUGAGCUGUGGAGGCUUUCCGGGUCCAGGAGUGGAGCACCACAUGCUGGCUAACCCCAUGAAAGAGAUCAUCCACACGUCUGCCGCGGGACACUCGCAGAAGAUGUUCGGCCACUUCAAGGAGAAGUUCCAGCGUCGGUACGGAGGCGAGCGGGAGCACGAGGAGCGGGAGCACGCCUUCCUGCACAACCUGCGGUUUAUCCACUCCAAGAACCGCGCCCGGCUGCCCUUCACCCUCGCCCUCAACUCGCUGGCAGAUCGCACCGCGUCCGAGUUACGGAGCAUGCGUGGAGGGAAACGUGGAAAGACGCCAAACAGAGGACGACCCUUCCCCUCCACGCUCUACAGAGGGGUGAAGGUUCCAGAGACGCUGGACUGGAGGCUCUAUGGCGCCGUCACACCAGUGAAGGACCAGGCCGUCUGCGGCUCCUGCUGGAGCUUUGCCACCACUGGAGCAAUAGAGGGCGCUCUCUUCCUGAAGAGCGGCUCCCUGCAGGUUCUGUCCCAGCAGAUGCUGGUCGACUGUUCUUGGGGUUUUGGCAACAACGGCUGUGACGGCGGGGAGGAGUGGAGAGCGUACGAGUGGGUCAUGAAACACGGCGGCAUCGCCACCACAGAAACCUACGGCUCCUAUAUGGGAAUGAACGGUUUCUGCCACAUGAACUCAUCGGAGCUGGUCGCCCCCAUCAAGAGCUACACCAACGUCACAUCCGGCGACGCAGAAGCCCUGAAGCUAGCGCUCUUCAAAAACGGGCCGGUGGCGGUCAGCAUCGACGCUUCGCACCGCUCCUUCGUCUUCUACAGUUACGGGGUCUACUAUGAGCCCGCCUGUGGUAACACCACGCAGGACCUGGACCAUGCUGUGCUCGCCGUGGGAUACGGCGCCUUAAACGGAGAGCCCUACUGGUUAGUCAAGAACUCCUGGUCCACCUACUGGGGCAACGAUGGCUACAUCCUCAUGUCCAUGAAGGAUAACAACUGUGGCGUCACCACGGAUGCCACAUACGUCACUCUGAUGUAAACGUGGUCUUUAGUUCACUCCGCUCGAGUGCCUAAGUUUGACGUGAAACAGUCUGAGAAUGUUUCACUGCUGCUGUUGUCCCUAAAAACAUCCGAACAUUUCUUUUAUUGACACGUUUAUUGCAGGAAACACAAAGGCACUGCGGCCUUCACUACACUGUCACAUGUCGACACGUUUCACCUUGUUCUUUACAAACAGAGCCUUUAAAUAAACUGGAAGAGAAUCAUAAAAAACUA
Molecule: messenger RNA, 2022 nt
Organism: Oryzias melastigma (Indian medaka)
Lineage: Eukaryota; Metazoa; Chordata; Actinopteri; Beloniformes; Adrianichthyidae
Exons: 11
Coding region: 137-1786 (549 amino acids)
Biological process (GO): immune response
Cellular component (GO): lysosome
Molecular function (GO): cysteine-type endopeptidase activity
Source: RefSeq, a predicted model, not a curated record